UAAAGGUUUGAUGUUUAAAGCUAACUAUGAGGCAAGUAAAGCGACCGUUAGUAGUUAACAUCCAGAAAAAAGUUUUCUUUCCCCGUGGACAUCUAUCUAUACUACUAUAUUAAAAUAAUAGACUCGAAUUUUUGGGGCUUUAAUACCGAGAAAUCAGAAAAGUACUGUCUUUUGUUUUAUAUAUUUUAAAUAUCAUUGGUCCUCGAAGAUUACCGAUUUGUUUUUAUUUUUUCUCAAUCAAGCUUUACUUAUUAUUAAUCAACUAAAAUUCAUUUUAAAAAUCCGGAAAUCAUCUGGAUUUUUUUUAUUUUACAAUCUUGCGCAUGCGCAUUACAUUCACGCUAAACACGGAAGGCUCUUUAGUUUUCUCCGUAUUAAAGCCCAAAAACUCGAGUCUAUUAUUUUAAUAUUGUAGUAUAGAUUAAAUUUUUAGAUGAAAGGUAUUUACAGCAUCAAAACGGUUUGUUAUGAAUAAUUUGACUUAUUUUCAAUGCUUUGUUAAUUUUCGAUAAAAUCGUUUUGGAGCGAUUCUGAAAUUUUUUCUACAUUACGAAUAUUUGGGAGGUAUUCUAACUGUGGUGAAGACCUGUCCCGAGACACAGUCAGAUUAUUCUACCUGAGAAGAGUGUAGUGAAUUGUAGGCUUACAGCUUGGUUAUGUAAACGUCAACAAUACGGUGUGUCGAUGUAUCUAUUUCGUAAAUGUCCGAUACCAUAUGCAAUGUCAACCAGUGCACGCACGGGUCAUAGUCUAGGUAUUUCUUUAAAAAAGGGUUUAGUCAAACCUGUCUAGAGUUUUGUGCGCUGUAAAUUGGAAUCAAUGAUUUGACGUAGUCCGUUGCUAUAAAUAAUAGCCUCUUUAAAUCUAAUACUUUUAACUUAGCAAAAUAGCCUCAUAUCUUACCAUAUGAAGAAUCUUUUUAAAGCACUGCAUGUUAAAUAAAUGAAAUCGGUUGGCGAAUCAAACUUAACAUCAUUAACACAUUAAAUGCCAUAACCAAUGAAAAUCUUCUCGGGUAUAUAUAAAUUGAGUAGAAUAUCUAUAUCUUGUAUUACUUUCUCCGAUACGUCCACUGGUACAAGUAGAAACCAAAAAAAAAAAAAUGAAUUGCAGUCAAAUCUUCAAGAAUUUGUUAAACGAAAAUGGAUACAACCUAACGGACCUCAAGUCAAUGAUGGUCCAACUUGGCUUUGCGAAAACUUGUGAAAGUUUCAAUGGUUCUUUCCCGUAUACUGAACUUCUCGCAACAUUCCGCAUCAGUAAUCUACUCCUGCUAUACAUUUCACCUAUUUUGUUUUUCGGAAUUCUCGGAAAUUUGCUAUCCUUCAUCGUCUUGCAACGCCAGAGGAAAAAAGUGUCUACAUACUUCUACCUGUGCUUUCUCUCGGUCAUGGACUUUGCAGUUUUGCUAACUGGACUCGCAGGAAUUUGGGGAAAACACCUGAUAGGAAAAGAUGUUCAAGACAUAUCGGACUUGGCAUGUAAAUUUUCUAUCUUUUUUGGACAUUUUUUCAGUGAUGUCUCGGUCUGGGUUAUCAUUGCUGUUACGGUGGAGCGGUUUGUAGUGGUAAAAUAUCCGUUCCGCACCCUGUCAUCCAAAAGAAUUCGCCAGGCGAAGAUAAUAUGUGCCGCCAUUGUUGCACUGAUGUGUGCCAUCAAUGUCCACUUUUUGGUGCUUGCUGAAAUUCAAGUAAGAAAUGGUGCUCCAAAGUGCGAAAUCCGCCCGUCGUCUUGGACGAUGAUCAACAAUAUCUGGCCGUGGAUAGACGCUGUAGUAUACUCGUUCCUACCUUUCACUAUACUUGUGGUGUUAAAUGGUUUCAUCAUCCGGUCGGUUUGCAAGUCGAAAGACAGAAGGAAGAAACUUAUGUCCCUUCCUCGGAGAAGUACAAAAUCUCACCUCGUUUCCAGACUUUCCAAAGAAAAUCGGAAGACCACGAUGAUGCUUUUUUCAGUAUCUUGUACUUUCCUUGUUACAGCCUUACCAAUGAAUGUGGCAACUAUUCUGAACACUUUUUGGAAUAAUUCGACAGACAAAUCCAUGAAGGAAUUUUCUGUCUUAUAUCUUCUUUAUAGUAUUGCUAAAAUGUUGAUGUACAUGAACCACUCUAUCAAUUUUGUUUUAUACUGUGCUCUAGGAACAAACUUUCGCAAAGCCCUCUACAGAAUAGUUACCCCCAAGUGUAGAAGGAACAAUGACAAUUAUCAUACAAAAAGAUUAUCCAGUCACACGAUGACUUCUCACGAAGUAGCUAGGAUUCAACGCGUAGUAUGUAAAGUCAACAAUACACGUUGGUUGUAAAAUAUUAUAAUCUGACAAAUAAAAUGUUUACUACAUCACUUAUUUUCUUUACUUUUAUGAUGACACAUUCUUGUUAUGAUUUUCUACGAUUCAAUUUCAGAAAAGAUCUUGGUUAUUCAUUCUUUAUAUAAACAAACCUGAAGGUGUUUAACUAUAUCUGUUCCUAAUACAAACUGGCAUAAAAUAAUAAUGAUUCAUUAUUCAUAUUUACCAUAUAAGAAGUUGAAAACUACAUUAAAUCAAUCAAAUGAGAUGGCUUCACUCUAGUGAUGCACAAGCAUCUGUGCAGAUGCAAAAAGGAAAAAUGCUGGAAAACCCAACUUGAAACAUCUUAUUAAAUUUUGUUAAAUUGUUAAAAAGAUUUAUAUGAUAAAUUUUUGGUAAAACAAGAUAUGUGUUCCAAUGCUCACUAGCGAUACCCCGCUCUAAAAUGAAUUUAUUGAAAAGAAAGCUGAAAUCGAAUUUGUUAAAAAAUUAAGUUACUAGUAACCACAUAGCAUGCCCCAACGACGAGUGUGUAAAAAUUUCAAGCAUCUCCGAUUAAUAGUUGCUAAGAAAUAUCCGACAAUUUUUUUUAAAUUCUUAUACAUAUAAAUAAUAAACAAAGCCAUCGAUUAAGUUGACUUCUAAUUGAUCCACAAAUAAAUCCCAACAUAUGGCAUACCUACACAAGAGCGUGUAAAAAUUUCAAGCAUCUGCGAUUUAUAGUUGUUGAAAAAUCUCUGACAAAAACUGUCAUAAAAUAAUUCCAAAUUAUGCCUUAAUGUUAGAUGGAAUAUCACACACUAGAAAAAUUAAUGUAAAAUAUGUCGAAA
Molecule: messenger RNA, 3117 nt
Organism: Magallana angulata
Lineage: Eukaryota; Metazoa; Mollusca; Bivalvia; Ostreida; Ostreidae
Product: neuromedin-U receptor 2-like
Exons: 1
Coding region: 1103-2302 (399 amino acids)
Biological process (GO): G protein-coupled receptor signaling pathway
Cellular component (GO): plasma membrane
Molecular function (GO): G protein-coupled receptor activity
Source: RefSeq, a predicted model, not a curated record